GGGUUAUUUAGGCCUAUCUGAUGUUUGGUGGCUUCUCUAUGGGCAUCACAAUAAAGGUUUUCGUUUUUAAUUAUGACCUCAAAUAGGAUUCUAAACCAACGUUCUAACGAAGCACAAUCAAUAGGAUAAAAGCACAAAAUAGCAGGCAAACAAGGUCUAGGAAUGACACUAUGUAGGGUCUGAAUCUUCAGGAACAUAGCAUACGCCGGCCGCCCUUCAAUUAUGAGUUUCCAGACAGAUAAAACGCUACAACAUGUGUGGAGGGAAGCUGUGCUGAAAACUGAAAAGGACCAUUGCCACCAGUUGAAGUCUCCUGGACAGCUGUCUCCUGAGACACCAGUUGUAACAGUGCUUCCAGUGGCUGGUCGAACCAAGAGCCCUGGUAUAGGCAGCCACAGAACAGAGAACACUACCAUAGAAGAAUACCGUAGAGCACUACAGCCAGACAACUUCAGCAAAGACAACAUUCUCAGCACAGAGAGAAGGAAAAACGUCAAAACAGUCCGAAUAGACAACUGCCAAAGUGACAGAACAGACAUCAGGACUGGCAUCUCUGUGAGAGACAACAUUAGCACAGACAAGUUGGGCCACCUAAGCUACAGGGCAGAGGCCCUAAGAGAAGACACUCAAUUUAGAAAUGAUUGUAAGCAGCUCAGAAUGGACCAACUUCAGACAGUCCACCCCAAAGCAGACAGCAUUGGGAUAGAUCUGGGUAGAGACCUCCAUAGGACAGACAUUGCAGAUCAUCACUCUGGAGUCUCAGACUACCAGAGGUCAAAGGCCCUGGAGACCAACAUCAUUAGGACAUCACCAUCCCAGUCCAAUGUUUUGCACCCGUGGCAGGUUUGGGACGGAGGUGCCAGAUAUCAGUCGAGGUCCUUGCUCUGUGAUGUUGGCACACAGACAUACCUGACUGCCCUAGCCCAGAGUCCUCACUCCAUCCCAGGCCCUGACACUGAACCUAUCAUGGUGUUCAGGGCCCAGAGGGAAAGUGCGAUGAAAAGGAACCAGCAGAGCAGCAUUCAGCAGCAGUACCAACCCAUUGCCACUUCACAUCAGGUGGUCCUGCAGAAAGACAUAGGGCCUUACUGCUCCUCCCCUGAUGCCGCCACUCAGACCUAUAUCUGUGCCCUUACCCACACACCUGCACUGAACACAGGGGAGGCAGUGAAGAGGGCCGUUGUGAUAAGAGCAAUAGGACAGCCCAUUCGACUCCAUAGACUGUGUCCUGUAGAGGAAUCCUCUGAGCAUUCUAGGGGCCAGCUGAGGGUGAUUGGGGAUGAGGUGAACGGCAUGUUCUCCAAGGGAAAGGUGGGGUCCACACAGUGGCAGACCUGGAGGGGUGGAAUCAUCACGUGCCUGUUCACUGUCCUCGGUGGCCUUGGAUCUCUCUACCUGCUCCAGUACAGAAACCUCAGGACGCCAUAGAGACCCACUGACGCACGGAGUCACACCGCACUUGAGCUUUGACCUUUGACCUUUCUUAAUACAUUUCUAUCCAUUCCUACAGAAUGUCAUAAGGCAUUUAUGAUUUUAUUUAUUUGAUUGUUUAUUGAUUUAGUUGACAUUGCACAAUAUGUCAUAUAGAGUAGAAUAUUUGCACUUUCUGUUCCUUUACUUGACAAUGUAGGCUGACUAUUUUGAGGGGCUAGUUGACAGUGCUUACUGUGGAAAUGGCUCCACCUAGUGGGUUUUGAUGGUGUCUGACGCUACUUAUUUAAUAGCGGCAAAAUCAUAGAGUGCUGUAGAGAAAUGUGUGCUGUAUCUCCACUCAGGAUUUUGGUAGUUUUAGACACCAUCAAAAUCCACGAGAUUACGCAAUUGUUUAACUCUUUAAUAAUUUACUUCAAUCAUACUGUGAUUUGUCACAUCCAAAAUUAUUUGGACCCUUGAUAAAGACGAUAUAAAAUAAAUACAAACACUAAGCUAUAUUGUAUGCAAAAAGAAAAUACAAAAAUGUAUAUUUGUUUAUACAUGCACAAUUGCUAAAAGAAAAAGUAAUACAAUCUUGGCACACCUGUAUUUGGUGAGUUUCUCCCAUCCUUCUCUGUAGAUCCUCUCAAGUGCUG
Molecule: messenger RNA, 2069 nt
Organism: Salmo salar (Atlantic salmon)
Lineage: Eukaryota; Metazoa; Chordata; Actinopteri; Salmoniformes; Salmonidae
Source: RefSeq, a predicted model, not a curated record